AUGUCGGAUAUUAUUACACUUGAUGUUGGAGGAAAAUUUUUUAAAACAACGCGGAAAACUCUUAUGAAUUUUCCAUCGACUCGUUUGGGAAAGCUGGCCUCUGGAGUCCACAAUCUGGAUACUUCGCCAUUCGAUAGAAAUCACAUAAUCUUUUCAAACAUUCUGGAUUUCUACAGACACGGCGAACUUCAUCUACCAACGGGCAUGUGUGCUGCUGUUAUAAUCAAGGAGUUAGAGUACUGGGAAAUAGACCAGAGUCAUAUUGCUGAAUGCUGUCUGAAAAUCCUGACAGAAUUCGAAGAGAGUCUGCAAAAACGAAUAGAAUUGAAGAAGAGUUUAGAUGACUCAGAAUUUGAUUACACCUCUAAAGAAUUGGAACAGAGCAAAACCAAUCACGUCCUCAGACACAUAUGGUUGUUUUUAGACCGCCCUAAUUCAUCCAAAUUGGCAUUUAUGUACAGCCUUUUGUUCAUGCUGAUUACAGUAUUAUCUGUAGCCUUGUUCUGCAUGGAUACGCAUCCCUAUUUUAGAGACCAGAUCCAGACUUUGGAAGAAAUUCGAGCACUUAUGAAUUUUACUGAUCUGUUCGACGAUGUAAAUUUUGAUAACCCGAAAGAAGUUGUUUUUGUCACAACACUUACUAACCCCGGAGUGUACAACCUACAGAUUGCUUGCUUGGCGUUCUUUACCCUUGACCUUUUAAUUCACUUUGGCUCAUGUCCUGCAAAGAGAAAGUUUUUCCGGUCGCCACUUAAUUUCUUAGACGGGUUUUUAGUCUUCUCUAUGUGGACAACAACUAUCAUGGAAUUUGAAGAAAUAUGGAGCGCUGGAAGGAUAGCGGGUUUCGUAUAUAUAGUCUUUAAGCUUUGUUCCGUUUUCCGCAUGUUUCGACUUUUACGGUUAAUUCGUCAACACAAUGGUCUCAACAUGCUAUUUAUGGCAAUAAGAAGCAGUAAAUGGGAAAUAGUACUUUUACUUGUGGCUUUUUUGAUUUUCUCAACGUUUUUUGCGGGAUUUAUAUACUAUGCAGAGUACAAGGAACCGACUACAUUUCCGAACGUUUUUGAUAGCAUAUGGUGGGCCAUCAUUACCAUGACCACCGUGGGGUAUGGUGAUGAAUAUCCAAAAAGUGUUGGUGGGAGAAUUGUCGGAACGUUUUGCGCUCUUUCGGGAGUCCUCAUAAUUGCAAUGCCAAUUGCUAUUAUAGCGUCCACAUUUAGCGAUUUUAACGAUAAAAACAAAGUAAGACUGAAGAUUCGGUCGUUUAAGACGCGCAAAAACAAGAUCGAUGUUUUUGAAAUGAAAAAUGAACCAAAGGAAAUGUCAUCGUUAAAUUCAAAGUUUUAAAGCUUUGAUUUGCAAAAUAAAACAAAACAAGCUUUUUGUCGUAAUGAACAAUAAAGCAAAAACUCUGACUUGAAUGUUUGACACAUUGCUUUCGACAAACAAAAUAUUUAUUUUGACAUGAAAUAUACAACUAUUUAAUAUGAAAAUAUACAAGUAUAAGUUAUGGUUAUCAUGUAUAUUAUGUCAAAUAUUAGACGGUCCGAGGCGCAUCUAGCGCCAAUGUCGAACACUCUCAUUGUUAACUUAUUGGACACCUAGAGGUUAACCGAUGUCAUUCUGUGUUGGUACGUGACAUUACCCCUGUUCAUGCCAGAGAUAUUCUGUUAUUUCGGAGUUUACAGUAAAUAAUUUUCUCGAUUGAAGUAAGCAAAAGGAUCUGAAGAAUUUUAAACCAACCACUCCUGAAGCUUGAUUUUUUUUCAGAGAAAAUUCGUGAGAUAAUUUCUGAUAUUUUUCUCUAAUGUGCAAUAAAAGAUUCCGCAAAUGUGCGCAGGUUUGAAGGAUUUUACUCCAGGCAUUAUUUAAAAACAACGACGGACACUUGCUCAAAUAAUGUGCAACUGACAGGGCAACUGGUCACCACUAACGAAAAUACAAGUUUACAUCACAUAAUUAUUUGAUAUUUGGUUAGUGAUAUAGU
Molecule: messenger RNA, 1987 nt
Organism: Saccostrea cuccullata (small rock oyster)
Lineage: Eukaryota; Metazoa; Mollusca; Bivalvia; Ostreida; Ostreidae
Product: potassium voltage-gated channel subfamily C member 3-like
Exons: 2
Coding region: 1-1347 (448 amino acids)
Biological process (GO): potassium ion transmembrane transport; protein homooligomerization
Cellular component (GO): membrane; voltage-gated potassium channel complex
Molecular function (GO): protein binding; voltage-gated potassium channel activity
Source: RefSeq, a predicted model, not a curated record